Messenger RNA from Apis laboriosa (Himalayan honeybee), 3308 nucleotides. RefSeq names its product spliceosome-associated protein CWC15 homolog (gene c12.1). Gene Ontology annotation, molecular function: RNA binding. The record is from RefSeq and is a predicted model, not a curated record. Lineage: Eukaryota; Metazoa; Arthropoda; Insecta; Hymenoptera; Apidae. Gene Ontology annotation, biological process: mRNA cis splicing, via spliceosome. The transcript has 3 exons. The coding region runs from base 154 to 834 and encodes 226 amino acids. Gene Ontology annotation, cellular component: catalytic step 2 spliceosome.
UAUCAUACGCGAAAUAAAGAUAGUCGAUAAUAUUCGAUAUUUUUUAGACUUAUUGGCGAUCAGCUGUUUUGAAAACGAACAAACAAGUAUUAUAUUAAAAAGAAAACUUAAUCUAGUUUUGUAUUAAUAGAUAUUCAAUAUUUUAUAAAUAAAAUGACAACGGCUGCAAGACCUACGUUCGAACCUGCUAGAGGAGGACAAGGACGUGGUGAAAAAGAUUUAAGUGCAAUAUCAAAACAAUAUAGCAGCAGAGAUUUACCAUCACACACGAAAUUAAAAUACCGAGAACAUGGACAAGGAACAAUAGAGGAAUUGCGAAAUCGAGAUUUUCGUAAAGAAUUAGAAGAACGUGAACGUGAAAGAGAAAAGGAGAAAAGUUCUAACCGUCGUAUGAUAGAACCACCUCGAGAAACUUCUACAACGAGUGCUAAAAGACAGAAAAUUGAUCAAGUACCUACAGCAAGUUUAGAUGCAGAUGAUCCUCUUGAUGAUGAUGAUUCAGAGUCAGAAAGCGAUGAAGAUGAUACUGCUGCAUUAUUAGCAGAAUUACAACGUAUUAAAAAAGAAAGGGCUGCGGAACAAGCUAAAAAGGAAAUGGAGAAACGACAGGAAGAGGAAAGAAUAAGAAUGGAAAAUAUUCUUUCUGGAAAUCCUUUACUAAGUUAUUCUUCUCAGAGUGGAAGAACAGAUAUGAAAGUCAGACGACGAUGGGACGAUGACGUUGUAUUCAAAAAUUGUGCUCGUUCCGAACCAAAAAAGAAACAUGAUGUAUUCAUAAACGAUUCAUUAAGAAGUGAAUUUCAUCGUAAAUUUAUGGAAAAAUAUGUUAAGUGAAUGAACUAUAUAAAAAGUAUAUAUUAUUUGUUUGUAUAUAGUUUUAAGUUAAUAUUCGUAUGUUAAUAUGUAAGUAUCUUAUGUUAUGCUUACAAAUAGUGUAAGAAAUUAUUCUUAAAAAUUUAAAAAUGGAUUACGAAUGGCUAACUUCAUAAGCAUAUUAUUAAAUUGCAUAUAUCCAAUUUUAUGUACACACGUAUAUAUGUAUAUGUGUGUGUUCAUUAACGACACGUUAUAUUCACAAAAUUUACUGAAUUAAAAUACGAACAAUUAAUAGCCAUCGUACGGUUUGAAUCUAAAAAUAGAAGGCGUUAUCAAGAUUUUAUCGAUAUUUUAUUCAAUUCAACAAGAUUCAGGAAAUUUUAUUGUCCGCAAUUUUUCUUUUAUGCACUCAAUCUAUCUCGAGGAGGUUCCACUCUAACAAAUUCGCAAAGAAAUCGUUAAAUUCUUAUAUAUAUAAAAAUAAGCGUACAAAUAAUUGGAGUGAGAGAGUAAAGGGAGAGGAGCAGGGUGAGCUAGAGUGGGGUAAGGUGAAUCAAGGUAGAAUGUAUUGGUCUGACAGAGAUCGUUGAUUGUGUGAGGGGGGAAAAAGGAAGAAAGAGAGAAAGAGAAAGAAAGAGGUAGAAUAGAGGGAGAGAAAAGGAACAAGCUAGCCGAGUAUACUGGAAGUUUGUCCAGGCAAUGUAGGUACGUGUUUCGGUAGCGGUGCGAUCCGGCCUCGGCGGUGGUGGUGCUGACGGCAGCAAGCGCGUGUAAACCGCUGGGUCAAGUAUAACCGGUCCCAGGGUCCCCGGAGCAGCCGGAGGCAGCAGGCAGUCUACCGGUACGACGCGCAGCUGGUUAUCGCCGGUAGACUCCCUGGCACCGACCUGGCCAACUAACGCAACAGGGACACACGAGGGACCGGCUCGACUCAACCGGUAGAGAGACAGAGAAAGAGAGACGACCGUUCACUGGUAGAUCGCUUCAAGAUGAUUUCUGGGAAGAGAUAUGUCGUACGUUACGGUACGACCGAUCGGUUCUCCGUGCGGUUGAAUUCGUCAUCGCCAAUUUCAUCCUCUUCGGCUUCUUCUCGAACCUUCAAAUUAGGAGAGGUGCCGCUUAAAUACCAUUUUUCGGAUCUGACUAAUCGCGAUCCUUGUGGUAUUUUACAAUUUCCAUUGUGUUAAUGUGACUAUAAUUGAUAUUUUAUUCGAGAAGUUUCAUCCAAGUAAUGCGUGUCGUUACGUGUAAUAAUAUAAACUUUGAGAAGAUUUAUUUUCACGAUAAUUAGAUCGUAGAUCGUUACUCAUCUUUCUUGAACUCUCUAAAACAAUAAAAUUAGUGUAUGACGACUAGUUUUAUAACUUGAUCACGAUCGAUAAAAUAAAUAAUUUGAAUGAAAUUAUAUAACAAUCGCUUGUUCGCUUUAACCAAUUGUAACAACGAUAAUAUUCAAAUUUUUCAAAUGCGAAAACAAUUAUUUCUCAUAUUUUCAUAUUUAAAAUCGAUUAACAAAGUUUAAAUCAUAAUCUGAUCUCAUUUAUUUUUCGCGAUGUUCAAAAAUUCAAAUUAUCGUUAAAUUUUCUUGAUGCAAAUCUAAAAAUGAAACGAAAGGAGAAAGAUAUAUGCUCGAGAAAAUGCAAUGGUAAAUUGGUAGACACACGGUCGAACACGGUGCGCUAAAAAUGCAGAGUUGUCGAGUUUUCUUCAAGAGGAUAAUCUCCGAGGGAGGGAUUUCCCCGGUGAACGCACCUCUGGAUUCUGCAGCGGCCGAUGCUCGACGGGAAUUCGCCCUGAAGGCACUCUCCCUUCCUCUCCCUCUCCCUUUCACUCCUUUCCUCUCCCUCUUUCCCUUUAACUCUCUUUUUCUUCUUACCUCCCUCCCUUCCUCUUGUACACUCCUCUCUCUCUCCUCUGCUGCCACAUUUUUUAUUUACCUCCUAUAUUCCUCUAUUUACUUUAUUUAUUCCGUUGCUGUUGGUCAGUCGAGAAAGAGUGUUGGACGAAAGAGAGCGAGAGAGAGAUAGAAAAAGAGAGAAGUAUGGCGAGCGAGAGAGAGAGAGUAAACUGCAGCAUCUCUUGCUUUUCUCCAAGAGUUCCAUCCAUGGACGUGCAGAAUGACGAGCCAGGGCUGUAAGCUACUAACAUUUUAUUGGGUGAGCCGACAUGCAUCGAUAAUGGAAUCCCCAUCCUCCUCUUCAAACAUGCUUUCAGGAUUAUCUCCGUGGAAUUGAGAUCCGAACAUUGCGGAAUAAGCGGAUGGUAUGCGUGUGCCCGACACCUGUAAGAAGAACAUUGGUAUGUGCUUAAUGCCUGUCACAUGCAACCGGCCGGAGUUGUUUGCGCGACCAAGUAGAAUUUUAGUGUCGUCGCUGUUAAAAUAGAGUUAUUAUGUUGUAUUAUAUUUGAUAAUUGAUAAUAUUAAUUCGAUCCGAAUAAUCAUAUUUAUUUACCAUGUAUUUUCAAUAAAUAAUCGAAGAAAUAUCAAGAUA